Cooperia oncophora is the source of this 705-nucleotide messenger RNA. The record is from the annotation of a GenBank genome assembly. Lineage: Eukaryota; Metazoa; Nematoda; Chromadorea; Rhabditida; Trichostrongylidae.
AUGCCUCGAAGUGGGGAGAAGCGACGACGAGAUGGCACGACCAUUACCACGUUCCACGAAACGCCUCCAAUGUCGACCUAUCUGCUCGCUUUUGCUAUCGGAGAAUUUGUCUCUUUGGAGAUGCGAACGCAACGGAAUUUGCCGCUGUCCGUGUGGACACAUCCGGAAGACUCUCACUCAGCGCGAUUCCCUGCUAAUUUCUCCCCGACGAUGUUUGAUAGACUCGAAGAUGAAUUGGAAGUGAGUAGUUUCCCCUAUAUCAAUCACUCUCUAGUGAAACAACUUGACCAGGUGCCGUAUCCGCUACCGAAAAUGGAUUUCAUAGCAGCGCGUAGCUUUCCAGUCGGUGGCAUGGAAAACUGGGGCCUCAUCGUAUUCGACAAACAGUCACUCCUGCUCGACAGUGCUCUUGAAGAUGGUCUGAACAUGACUGUUGACCGCCUCUAUCAUGAGUAUCGCAUUGAGAAGAUCGUCACGCAUGAAAUAACUCAUCAAUGGUUUGGCAACUUGGUGACGAUGCGUGACUGGUCUGAUUUGUGGUUGAACGAGGGCUUUGCAACGUAUAUGACCUACGACAUGCUUCAACGGGACCACCCUAAACUGACAGAAAACGAGUACCUGACCCGACUGUGUCAACUCGUCCGCAAGCAGGUAUUGUCUUCGAUUGCAUUAAGUUCAGCUCUGUGGAGGAAAGAUUUGCCCUGC